Molecule: messenger RNA, 1008 nt
Organism: Amoebophrya sp. A120
Lineage: Eukaryota; Dinophyceae; Syndiniales; Amoebophryaceae
Source: the annotation of a GenBank genome assembly
AUGCUCCACCUCAUGGGGCUGCUGCGCAUAAGAAACAUUUUAAUACGCAUGCAGAUUUGCAUGACAACACAACUCUGGGACGAUGGGAACGCUUUUGCAGAGGAUAGACCUGAUCUGUCAAUCGGCCAGCAUGUCGAACAUCAAGGGGUUCAUGGGAACCCGGCUGCGGGACAGCUCUUCCUGCAACGAAUGCCAAGGUCCGGCGAUCACGCCCUCGAUUCGGUGAAGAAGCUGCAGGGUUGGGACGACGCGAGGAGGGUCGAAGAAUCAAACACGUUUCGAAAAACUACAAUCAGAAGUCGCGGAAAAGGAAAUGUGAAGUCCGCGUUCGCACACCAUUUGUCAAAAUCCCACCAAGAAUGUUGAAAUUCGAACAACGAAGAAGCAGAACAGGACAUCAAGCAUGGCAAUCGGUCCAAGGUAUGAAUGUGAUGUGAGGACCGAUUUACUUACUUACUUGCUGCAUGAUCACGACGACCUUGUUGAGAAAUUAUACGAAUUGAAGUAGAAGUACUUGAAAAGUUGUUGUGCACAUUAUACUCUAUUUCAUCACUGUAGUUGUUGCACUUGCAGUUUUGUACUGAAGAUUUGAUCAUAUUAGCACCACUCGCUUUCGGCUACACGCACAAAAAGAAUUUUAGGUGCUAGUAUAAUAUGUUCAUAUCUCAUGGCACUCAUCUAUUUGAUUUUGAAAUCACAUAGAAACUGAUAUCUUUUGUACCAGGCUUGUUUAAUUUUGUUUUAACUAUUUUUGAAAUUUUACAUUUACAGUAACAGUUUACAACUUUCGCAUGUUUACGUCAGCCUUUACAUUUCAGCAUUACCAAAUGAAAAUCGUUUUCUAUUCUCUAACCCCAAAUCCAAAACAAGUAAAACAUCUUUGCCUAAAAAUAACGCCCUUUCUCCAAGUUUGUGAUCUGUGAAAUUGUUUGACCGGACGAGCAGAUUAAAAGGCGCGGCAGCAACGCUGGGCCUUCGCGUUUCGUCCUCAUCUGUGAGGCUCUUUAU